AUGUUAAGAAGGAAAACUUACACAGAAAAUACGCACUGGAGUCGAACAUAUGAGAAUGAAAACAAAACUCGGCUGAAGGAGCCGGAAACUGCGUCAACUAAAGAUAGACUGGAACGGCUUGGUUACACGACUGGUUAUGGAAGCUUAAAUGGAUACCCUAGUAGCUCAGGACUUUCUGCGUAUAAUCCCAUAAAACUGGAUCUAGGUGGGGUUGUGCUGGGCACCCUUGUAGGUAUUGGUGCAAUAAUUCUAAUACCGAAAAUAUUGUCAGCAUUUCAUGGUGGAUACGGUGGCUACGGACGUAGUGAGGAUGAAAAUGACUUGGAUUCCUUAGGCAGUAUGAUAAGCAAAAUUGAAAGUGUGCUUGGGCAAAAUAACAUCGACUCAACAAGCUGCAUGCAACGCGCUGUCUGUGGCUAUGUGCGGUCUACGGAAAAGAAUAUAAAGUCUGGAGUAUCCGACCAAGUGGAUGAAUUUAUUCACAUGCUAUCCAGAAAUUCGCUUGUAGACUACCUUUUGGACGGAACUGCAAUUAAAGAAGCAUUGGAACAUGGAAAGGAAACAAAUGAAAAGGCAUGUGAAGAGCUUUACCUAUCGUGUCCAUUAGAUAGUAAAUCGGCCACCAACAUUCUUAUGAAACUACUACCCAAGAAACAAAAACUUGCAAAGUUAAAAUCUACAGAAAUUGAUACCGAACUAAAAGCAUAAAAUUUGUUAGAGGAAUAUAAAUUAUAUAUUAUGUAAAAGAUACAAUUU
Messenger RNA from Drosophila novamexicana, 756 nucleotides. RefSeq lists its product as uncharacterized. Bases 1 to 708 code for a protein of 235 amino acids. The record is from RefSeq and is a predicted model, not a curated record. The transcript has 5 exons. NCBI's taxonomy places the organism in Eukaryota, Metazoa, Arthropoda, Insecta, Diptera, Drosophilidae.